Messenger RNA from Oncorhynchus keta (chum salmon), 4358 nucleotides. Its product is annotated as podocan-like protein 1. Bases 333 to 2270 code for a protein of 645 amino acids. Lineage: Eukaryota; Metazoa; Chordata; Actinopteri; Salmoniformes; Salmonidae. The record is from RefSeq and is a predicted model, not a curated record. The transcript has 2 exons. Gene Ontology annotation, molecular function: protein binding.
AGGAAGAAAGAACGCUGGUUGGAGGGCUUGAUUACAGAGAGAAGAAGAGAUUUGAAAAUUGGGAGAUAGAAGCUGAUGAGGAACAUGAAGAGGAGGAGGAGAGAAGAGAUAAUGGAGAGGGGAGACACGGAGAAGGGAUUAGAUCAGAUGAUGAGGAGAGAGGUGGUAAGGAACAGAGAGCAUAUGGAGGAGAGGAGAAACUAGAGGAAAACCUGAGAGUUGGGGAAGUUAAAGAACCCAGUGUAGAUCAAAGCGAGGGAAACUACUUAGUCGUUACACACAUAGACCUCCCCUCUCCAACCAGCACUUCCUCCUCUCCUGUAGAAAAAGUAAUGGACACUCAACCUGUCAAUCAAGCUAUCAACGAACCCAUGUCCCCUCCCCCUGCAGCUAUGCCUGUUCCACUUUAUGAUGUCACUCCUCCACCUGCCACUCAACAUGGCCCUCCACCAGUUACGCCCUCUACCCCCUCUCAAGUUCCAGAGUCUGCCACUCAUGCUCUCACUCAACAUGCCAGUCAUAUCCAAGACCCGGCUCCAGAGGCAGAGGAGGCCAUCUCAUUGGUGGACAGUGAGCUCAUUAUGGUUCAGAGUGUGACUGACAGCUCCCAGACAAAUCUCAGGGAGGGGGAGAGUUUUGUUUCUCAGUCGAUGGAGGUCAAAGUUGGCCCAAUUAUCAAGGUUUCAAUCAACGACAAUCAGACUGAGAGGAACAGCAUUGUCUUUCUCAAAGAGACAGGAAAUACAGUCAAGCAGCUCAAGUCUACAGACAAACCAAAACAGGAAAAACUCACAGCCAAGGAACUGCAACCUACAGCCAAACCAAAAGAGAUGACAAAACCAACAGCCAAACCCAAAGUGACGGUACAGACAAACCAUACACCCAAAACACUACAGACAAAACGUACACCCAAAACACAACAGACAAAAUCUACAGCCAAGCCAGCAGUGCCAAAACACACAAUGAAGCUGACACAGACCACCAAGAGUAUCAAGACAAAGACAGGGAAACAUCAAAAGAAAGACAAAAUAAAUGAGAGGAAAGGUAAACCUCUGAAAAAGGACAACAAACCCAAAGAGACAAAACAGGAGAAGAAGGAGGGCACAAAUCCGGCAAACUUCCCCUACUUCAAAGACAACUACUGUCCCCCGGAGUGUGCCUGCUAUGGACGAGUGGUCCAGUGUUCCGACAAGGGGCUGGAGAAGGUUCCGUACGGCAUCCCUUAUAACUCCCGCUACGUCCUCCUGAUGAACAACCGCAUCGACAGCAUUCAGCUGGACCUGCUCAAUGAGUACCUGUCCAUGGAGUUCCUGGUGCUCAGCAACAACCGGCUGACAGACGGCUCCAUCGAGGGGGCCUUCGAGGGCAUCCCGGCCCUGAGGCGGCUCUACCUGGACCGGAACCUACUGGAGAGCGUGCCCACAGACCUGCCCGCCUCCCUGGAAGAGCUGCAUCUGGAUAACAACCGGCUUAAUGUGAUGUCAGAGGGAGCCUGGGCCAACUGCCCCGGCCUGCUGGUCCUCAGCCUGAGCAACAACAGCCUGGGGAAUGGGAAUGAUACUCUCCCCGCCAGUGUGCUCUCACCUCUAGGCAGCCUGCGCACCCUCAGCCUGGACCGCAACCGGCUGGCCUCGGUGCCUCUUGGCUUACCUCUAUCUAUCAGGGAGUUGUACCUCCGUGGCAACCUUAUCCAGCAGUUUCCAGGUGAGGCCUUCGUGGGUACCUUGGAGCUGGUGAUUCUGGAUCUGAGUGCUAACCGGCUAACCAACCAUGGCCUUCUCAGGGAGUCCCUCAUCAACGCCACCCACCUGGAGAGCCUCAACUUAGAGGGCAACCAGCUCAAGAAAGUACCCCGCCACCUCCCCUCUUCCCUCAAAACCCUGAACCUGGAGGGCAACCUCAUCUCCUCCGUGGGCAAAGCCUCCUUCCUCCACCUCCCCCACCUGGAGCACCUGGGCCUGGCCAGGAACAAGAUAGCCAGGGUGGCCUCGGGGGCCUUCAGGGCGCUGCCUGUCCUGCACCAGCUGGACCUGUGUCACAAUGCCCUGAGCCAGGUGCCCAGGCAGCUGCCCCGGGGGCUACACUCAGUGGCACUCACACACAACAAGAUCCACUCAGUGCCCCGCGACGCCUUCUGCUGGGGGAGUUCAGACCCCGGCCUCAGCAGCCUGGUGCUGGUGCAGCUGGAGCACAACCUCAUAGACCUGGGCCACAUGGACGCAAAAGCCUUCCACUGCCUCAGAGGCUUCCAGGUGGUACACUUCUACUGAGCUGCAGUCUAUAGAAUCCUGCAGGACAGUCAUACUGCAAGUAUGGAAUAUAGACAAUCCCACAACUGAAACCAAUUGCAGGGUUUUUUCUGCUCAACCUGAAAGUCCGUUGGGCUCUAAAAUGGCGGUAAAAAGUUCUGCAAUACACAGAGAAACAGACAUCAUGUCGGGAGCUGAUUUUGAUUCAACAUUACAAGGUAACAAUGCAAGAUGGCCAGUUGAGUGAACUUGGAUCUCAAUGUGGAUAGCUAUACUGUAUGUCGUCGCUUGGGUAAAGCUGUGAUUGGUGGAAGCCGUGGUGUUCAGAGAAAAUACUUACUGCUCCCAUGAAGUCUGUGUUGAAAGACUAUGGCCUCUACUUAAAGGUCAAUGAUGACACAUACAGUUGAAGUCGGACGUUUACAUACACCUUAGACAAAUUCAUUUAAACUCAGUUUUUCACAAUUCAUGACAUUUAAUCCUAGUAGAAAUCCCCUGUCGUUGGUCAGUUAGGAUCACCACUGUUUUAAGAAUGUGAAAUGUCAGAAUAAUAGUAGAGAGAUUUAUUUAUUUCAGCUUUUAUUUCUUUCAUCACAUUCCCAGUGGGUCAGAAGUUUACAUACACUCAAUUAGUAUUUGGUAGCAUUGCCUUUAAAUUGUUUAGCUUCCACAAGCUUCCCACAAUAAGUUGGGUGAAUUUUGGGCCAUUCCUCCUGACAGAGCUGGUGUAACUGAGUCAGGUUUGUAGGCCUCCUUGCUUCCACAUGUCUUUUCAGUUCUGCCACACAUUUUCUAUGGGAUUGAGGUCAGGGGUUUGUGGCCACUCCAAUACCUUGACUUUGUUGUCCUUAAGCCAUUUUGCCACAACUUUGGAAGUAUGCUUGGUGUCAUUGUCAAUUUGGAAGACCGAUUUGCGACCAAGCUUUAACUUCCUGACCGAUGUCUUCAGAUGUUGCUUCAAUAUAUCCACAUAAUUUUCUAUCCUCAUGAUGCCAUCUAUUUUGUGAAGUGCACCAGUCCCUCCUGCAGAAAAUCACCCCCACAACAUGAUGCUGCCACCCCCGUGCUUCACAGUUGCGAUGGUGUUCUUCGGCUUGCAAGCCUCCUCCUUUUUCCUCUAAACAUAAUGAUGGUCAUUGCGGCCAAACAGGUCUAUUUUUGUUUCAUCAGACCAAAGGACAUUUCUCCAAAAAGUACGACCUUUGUCCCCAUGUGCAGUUGCAAACCGUAGUCUGGCUUUUUUAUGGCAGUUUUGGAGCAGUGGCUUCUUCCUUGCUGAGCGGCCUUUCAGGUUAUGUUGAUAUAGGACUCGUUUUACUGUGGAUAUAGAUACUUUUAUACCUGUUUCCUCAAGCAUCUUCACAAGGUUCUGGGAUUGAUUUGCACUUUUCGCACCAAAGUACGUUCAUCUCUAGGAGACAGAACGCGUCUCCUUCCUGAGCAGUAUGAUGGCUGCGUGGUCCCAUGGUGUUUAUACUUGCGUACUUUUGUUUGUACAGAUGAAUAUGGUACCUUCAGGCGUUUGGAAAUUGCUCCCAAGGAUGAACAAGACUUGUGGAGGUCUACAAUUUUUUUUCUGAGGUCUUGGCUGAUUUAUUUUGAUUUUCCCAUGAUGUCAAGUAAAGAGGCACUGAUUUUGAAGGUAGGCCUUGAAAUACAUCCCUAGGUACACCUCCAGUUGACUCAAAUGAUGUCAACUAGCCUAUCAGAAGCUUCUAAAACCAUGACAUACAUUUCUGGAAUUUUCCAAGCUGUUUUAAAGGCACAGUCAACUUAGUGUAUGUAAACUUCUGACCCACUGGAAUUGUGAUACAGUGAAAUAAUCUGUCUGUAAACAAUUGUUGUAAAAAUUACUUGUGUCAUGCACAAAGUAGAUGUCCUAACCGACUUUCCAAAACUAUAGUUUGUUAACAAGAAAUUUGUGGAGUGGUUGAAAAUGAGUUUUAAUGACUCCAACCUAAGUGUAUGUAAACUUCCAUCUCCAACUGUAUGUGACUGUCAGCUGUAUCUUAGCAAUCUUAUCAUUGGAAUACUUGUAAGCUAAAUGUAUUUCUAUUCAAUGUUGUCAUGUGAUUUAAAUUAAAGUGCCAUUAGUGGUCUGGAAGAGUC